AUGGAGUACCAAGACUUUGAGCUGAGCUGGACACUUUAUUCCAAGGCAUGUGAGCCUGCGCAGCUUCUUGACCUACACAUGCUCGAUAAGAUAUCUAGCUGUACUUCCAGCAACGCAAGUGACGAGCGCAAACGGCAAGGCUUCUGGCAGCUGAUCCCGUCGCACAUGGACUUCCGUGUGUUACAUAACAUGGUCCCCACCAUCUCAGGGACUGAUUGGAACGUUAACCUGCCAUGGUUGAGCUACAAGCCGGGCAUCGAUGGCGGUGGCCACCAUACUGUAAGCGCCGCCGCGUUCAUUGCCAAAUCGGAAUGGAGUACACAAGCGCCCUUGAUAAGGCCGCGCCGGAUCCGUUUUUCGACCUGGAGUGCAAUAGCGAUGUGA
This is a messenger RNA of Aspergillus lentulus, 384 nucleotides long. Lineage: Eukaryota; Fungi; Ascomycota; Eurotiomycetes; Eurotiales; Aspergillaceae. The record is from RefSeq and is a predicted model, not a curated record.